AUGGCCGCAGAAGCUGGAGCAGAAGCAACAGCACACGGUAAAUUACAAAUUGAAGACAUUGACCAGGCACCGCUGGAAUUUCUUGCAUCUAUUAGCGGCUAUGGCAAAGAGCCUCUUGUUUCACUGGAACAAGCAGUUAAACCACUUGUUCCGAUCCUAUUAGAAGUUCAAAGCUACGCAUAUGUUGCCAAACAACGAUGUAAGAAUCCUGCCGAUGGAUUGACAGAAGAUGAAUCCGCUUCUAUUAUGCUAUACACAAUGGGAUGGGAGCCACUCGAUCAAUGCCUAUAUUUCGUUUUGAAUGACACAUUAUGUGCAGAGGAUCGACAACAGAAACUCAAACCGUGGUAUCUUUAUUUGAGACUUUUCCUCAAUGCUCUCUUUCGUCUUCCACCAAUUCGUACAACUGCAUACAGAGGAGUUAAAUUAGACCUGAGCAAGCGCUACGUUGAAGGAGCAACAAUCGUGUGGUGGAGCUUCUCGUCAUGCACAACAGAUAUUAAUGUUCUACAAUCAGAACAAUUUUUGGGGACGGUAGGUGACAGAACGAUGUUUUCCUUACAAUGUCAAUCAGCUAGAGAUAUUUGCAAGCAUUCAUAUUAUCCAUCUGACGAUGAAUUACUUCUUAUGGCUGCUACUCAAUUCAAAGUAACGAGCUGUCUUGACCAAGGAAACCUUCACAUUGUUCUACUGGAAGAAACUCGUCCUCCAUUUCCGCUCUUACAACCGGUACCAACUGUUGUUCCACAAUCGAUCACUCCAAUCCUACCAGGUGAGUGA
Messenger RNA from Rotaria sp. Silwood1, 780 nucleotides. NCBI's taxonomy places the organism in Eukaryota, Metazoa, Rotifera, Eurotatoria, Philodinida, Philodinidae. The record is from the annotation of a GenBank genome assembly.